This is a messenger RNA of Egretta garzetta (little egret), 3951 nucleotides long. It is a transcript of the gene FASTKD1, whose product is annotated as FAST kinase domains 1. Gene Ontology annotation, cellular component: ribonucleoprotein granule; mitochondrial matrix. Lineage: Eukaryota; Metazoa; Chordata; Aves; Pelecaniformes; Ardeidae. The record is from RefSeq and is a predicted model, not a curated record. Bases 605 to 3055 code for a protein of 816 amino acids. The transcript is spliced from 17 exons. Gene Ontology annotation, biological process: regulation of mitochondrial mRNA stability; mitochondrial RNA processing. Gene Ontology annotation, molecular function: RNA binding.
CCUAUGAACAUGGAAUAGUUUUCCUCGGAAGUGGGAGAUCAGAUGCCUUGGAGUUCUUAUGUGAGUUUGCACCAGGCCUGAGAUUCUUGAAAGCGGGUCAUUGGCGGCAGUGUAGGACAAUAUGACAUUUGACUUUAUUCUCUGAAGCUGAUUGUGCAGACAUCAAAAGAAAUCCAGCUACAUCCAAAUUUGUUGAAUGAUUUUAGUACCUUACAUAGACUGCUCAAAUAAGGUGUGGUUUAAGCCUAGCCGGCAACUAAGCACUACGAAGCCACUCCCUCACUCCCCCUCUGAUAGGGGAGAGAAUCAGAAGACUAAAAGUGAAGUUUUUUUCCUUCUCAGUAGACCCAGUGCGUGCUGCUGACAUCGCCUUGAUAUUACACUGAUGGAAUCAUGCCUAUUGAUAAGUUGAAGAGCAUUCAAGAUUGCUGAAGGUACCUCAGAACUGAAUUCUUCUGAAUACAGUGACCAUGCAGGAUGAAAGAAAGAUUAUCUUCUGUUUUGCAAAUACUUGAGUUUGUUCUUUGUAACGACAUGGUUUAUUGUGAAAAGUGAAAGAAGACUCUUUCUGGACACUUUAAAGAUAGCUGGUAGGCAUAGCAAAAUGCUUUGUUUGAGGCAGGUUUGCUUGUUUACGCUGAGACAUUACCAAGUUCGGACUCUGAGCAGUGAUCUGCUUUUGAGCCAGAUAAACAGCUGCACCCAUGAAGAUGAAGUGUUCAGCCUUGUUGGAAGGAACAAGGCCGGGCUUUCUGAAAAACACGUGGGAAUUGCAUUGAACAUGCUGUGGCAAUUGCAAAAGAAGAGGCCACUUUUCUUAAGGACUAGUGACUAUAUAAGAAAUCACUCCCAGUUUCUCACCCUUUGCAUUUUAGCAGAAAACAAGGUGGAACAAAUGGAAGAUGAGGCCAUAGUGGACACCCUAUAUAGUAUUCUGAGGCUCAAUGUUGAAGACCACAAUUCUCUAGCAGAAGUGCUUGUUUCAGAAGCGUGGAAAAGAUUAGAAAGGCUUAGUUUUCCAGCUCUGUCUAAAUUUGCAUUGUGUUUAUACAAGCAACGCAGACAUUUCAGUCCCGUAAUUGGCAAAAUAGCUCACAUUGUGGACAUGAAACUGGAUUCUAUACAAGAUAUAAGGAUCCUGUCGGUUUUGAUGGUCAGCAUAUCUGAUGUUAUCUCACAGAGUUUUCGAGAUCGAUUACUACAGAAGGCUGGACAGCUCUUGGAAGAAAAGGAUGAAGUCCACUUCAACUAUGCCAAAAGAAUACUACAGUUUCUUCAAAAUGUUAAACUGAGAUAUCAUCCAUUGCUAGAAAAAUGUAACAAGACUUUCCUUAAAAGUGCCCCCUGUCUUGAUAUACACAGUAUCAGUCUUAUUUUUGGACUAUACGAGCAGAUGGGUUUUGACAAUGUUGAAUUCCGCUUGGUUGCUAAACAGUUGCUGUCUGAAACUAUAGAUGAUUAUUAUGAUCCUGAAACCUUUGCAAAAUUAUUUUUUACUCUUGGGCCUAUGGCAGGAUCCAAGGUAAGAGAAAGGUUGCUGGUAACUGCAGCGCGCAUGGCAGAAGACUUUAGCAGUCAGCAAGUAUUGGUAAUACUGAAGACGAUGCAGAAAAUGAAAUGCAGAAAUUCUCAUCUACUCAAAAAAAUGGCUUCUAUUCUGCACAAACACUUGGAUAGCUAUCAUGUAUUACAGUUGGUAAAGUUAACACAGUACUUGGUGGUGUUGCGUUGCCACAAUCUGGAGCUGUUUGCCAAACUAAAAAUGUUACUAUUUGGUUUUUUAAAAUCUAGCGUCAUACCUGCUGAUACUGCUGCAAUAAUUCGUGUUCUGGCCAUGCUUCCUUCCUUUCAAGUGGAGGAAAUCAUUAUAAACAAAGCAGCAGCAGUUCUGCCUCAGUGCAGGCUCCAUCAUUUGAAUUGCAUUGCUACAGCUCUUGUCAAAUGGAAUCAUUAUGACCAGUUGCACUGGCAAAACAGAUCUGAGCUAUGUGUAAAGCUUCUGCAAAAACUAAAUGACUGUGGAUUUCAGAGGCUUCAAAAAGCCAACAACUUAAAUCUUCUGUUGGAAGAACUCACACAUGCGAAUGGAGAGUGGUUUGAAGAAGUCCUCAGUGAAGAAGCUGUGGCCGUGUGUCAAUGUUUGGCAGACCAAAUAACAUGGGCAAAUGUAUUACAGUUGUCUUGUUUUCUCAUAAAAACAAGCCAACGUUGUCCUUUGUUACUUGAUAGAAUAGCUUCUGUGACUGUUGAAAAUAUAGGCAAGAUCCACCCCUUUGAAAUCUAUUUUAUUCUCUUCCUUUUCUCUGCUCUGAAUUAUGACCCUCCUGCCAGUGAGGAGUUCUUUGAGAGUUGUAUCCAACAUCUUACUUCUAAAUUGAGUUCUUUUGAAACUUAUCACUUGGUGCUGCUUGGUCAUGUUUUGGCAAUGGCUGGAUAUUUUCCUCCAGUUCUGAUAACGAGGAUAUUUAAUGUUUCUUUCCUAAGCAAAUUGGAUGCUCAGCUUGAAGUCCUGCCUGAUACCCUAAAGCAGAGGGUCCGCUUGUGCCUCAUGAAACUGAACAGAGCAGUCUGUCUGGAAUGCCCAGAGUUUCACAUCCCUUGGUUUCACGAAAACUACUGCCAACGUGUCUUUCGUAACAGCAGUAGCCGAAUAAAUCCACUGCGACAACAUGUUCACAGAAUGCUGACAGAGAUCUUAGGAGGGAGCCAUUAUGCAAGAAUAUCUGUUCUCACAACAUACUACUAUGAAAUAGAUUUUGAGUGCAUUAUGGAUGAAAAUAAAAAGCCUCUAUCCUAUAUGGAUGGUGUGGAGGGAAUACACUUGAGACAUGACAUCAGGGAUGAAGGGAGAAAUGCCCUGCCACCAGGAGCUCAGAAAAUUGCUUUGGAAUUUCUUGAUUCAAAAGCAUUUAGCAAAGAUUCACGUCACCUGAAAGGAGAACCUGCAGUGAAAAAACGACACCUGGAAAUGCUGGGGUACCGAGUAGUUCAGAUUCCUCACUUUGAAUGGAAUUCCAUGGUUCUGUCAACAAAAGAACAGAGGAACUGUGGGUGACUGUCGGGGGAGGGUGUUGUGUGGUGAGAACCUCCAGCUGCUUUCUCCUACCCUGUGAUGUGGCGUGUGCAGAAGUGUGGCUUGAGCCUUCUGGAACACCUUCACAUCCUUAAAAGAUAGACUAGGUCUGGCAGCCCCCCAGACUCUUGAAACACCUGUACUCCAAUUCAGUGCAACUUGGAAGGGAUACCUGGAAGACUUGCACAAGAUAAGGAGAAAAUAAUGCUUAUGUCAGACAUAGGCACUUCCUAGCAACUGGAUAAUUCAUAAAACUUAUUAUUAUGGCAUUAUGAAUGGGACUUGCCCUUGCUAAUAGAAAUAAACCAAAAUUAGACAAACCAUCUAACCUGCCUGUUCUAUAAAUAAGACGGUGUACAAAAGAGCAAAAUUAGGCUGAAAAGUAAAAGCAAGAAUCAAGACCAAGAAGUUUUCAGAGUGUGACAACCAAAUUAGUUACUGGUGGUGAAAAACAUUCCUGGUUUAUUUAUUAUGUUUCAAAACCAUCUGCCAGUUGCCAGGCUUCCUGCGAUUGCACUCAGACAGGGUUUGUGUCAGGAGGCACAAGAUACUGAGAUGUAGAAGGAAAAAGUGGAAUAGUCAGGAGAAUGUUCACUGUAGAGCAGUAACUGUAGAGUGGUCAUACUUCUGCAAAUCAGCCCACUUUCAGAGGCAGCCAUGUUGUGACUACAGCCACCGUUACCUCGUGACGACUGCUUGCUGUGCCCAGCGCUCACACACGUACAAUGUGUGUACGUUUCCUUGCCUUUCUAGAAGCAGUAGACGUUCUUUUUACUACUUCCUUUGCAGCCUGGCAGAGGUAAGCAACUGCAUUUCUGAAUUGACCAUUAUGCACCUGGCUGUCACAUUUUUACUACUCUGUAGUAGAAGAAAGUAUU